GUUCGAAAGUUUCAUUUUCUAAAUUUUUUUUUUUUUCUUUCAUUAAUUUAUUUAAAUUGUCAUUUCAUUUUAGAUAACUCAGAGAUAAUAAAAUGUAUUAUCAAAAAACAAAAAAAAAGAUAAAUGAAUCAUCUCAACAACAAUCAUUUAAUAAUAACAAUAAUAACACAAUAAAAUCUUCAAUAUUUGAUGGUGCCGGAUUAACCAAUUUUAAAAAACAAGAAUACAAUUUAACACCAACAUUCGAUUUACCAUUCAUUCUUGCACAAACUAUAAAUGAAACAGGCAAACCAAUUUCAAAAUUAAAUUUAUCUGGUUCAUUAAAUAAUGAUGGUAGUUGUUUUAUAAUUUUUGAUAAAAAUUUAUAUAUUUGGUCAAUCGACAGACCAGAGUAUUGUGAUAAAAUUGAAUUAUUAGAAAAUAUUAAAAGAAAUCAUAUCGUUGUUUAUAAAAAUAAAAUAUCAAGUGAUAGAUUUACAGUAUUUAUUUGUUCACCAAUUACAGGAUUUAUUAGAUAUUGGGGAAACUCAUCAAGACCAAAUGUAUCUCAAGAUUUACCAUUAGAUAGUCCAAGUGGAAAUAAUUUUAAUAUUUAUAUUACAGAAUGCAAUCCAGGUGUAAUUGUCGGUAAUUCAUUGGGAUCAAUUUAUUUAGUAUCAAUCAAAAAUAAUAAUCAAUUAACAUCAAAGAAAAUCAAUAAACCACAAGGAAUGUUUAGCUAUUUAUAUCUUUCAAGACAACUUCCAGUAAUUUCAGUUUCAUCAGUUAAUAAUUUACAAUCAUCAUCCCAACAACAAUCUUUUAUGUCAGGAACUAACAACACUGUAAUUAAUAGCAAAUUUAUUUAUGUUUUAACUGAAGGAUCUUUAUUAAAAUAUGAAAUUGCAAACAAUGGUACAGAGGCAGUGGUAUUAGACUAUUUAAUUCAUAAGGAAAUUCAAAAACAAUUCCAAGAUGUUCCUGAUAUCAGAUUCCAUCAAAUGUAUAUAGAAACGGUUCAAGAUCAAAAUAAAGACCAAGUAGAAAUCGUAAAUAUUAUACUCUAUGAAACUUCUUCUUCUUCACACAGCCAUGUAAAUUAUUAUUUAUUCCAAGUUGAAAUUCAAAAUGAACAAAUUUUUAAAUCUAAAAGAAUUGAUAAUUUUGUAUCAAAUAAACAAAUUUCAAGUGGUGGAUUAAAACCAACUGAACCAAAUUUUUCAACAGAUUCAAUUAAAUACUUUUUAGUUUGGAAUGAUUGUAUUUUUUAUUAUUUAAGAAAUCAAUUUUCACAAAGCAAUAUUACAUCAGGUUUAAUAAAAUUCCAAAAUCAAGAUAUUGCAUUUAGUGGCUUCUUUAAGAAUCAAUUUUAUUUCUUUUCAGAAAAAGGUAUUAUGAAAGUAAAUUUAUUUAACUCUGGUCAAAUUCAAUCAUCAUCACCAUCAGGUUCAUCAACACCACCAAUGUUAAUUUCAAUGGAUACAGAUACUGCCACAGUACCAACCAUAUUAUUUGAUAUCCCACAAAAUGAAGAGAUGAUUUUUGCUAAAAGAAACAAUGUAUUAAAAUGGAUGAACUUAAUUUCAUUGAAACAAUUUGAUAAAGCUGAACAAUUUUUCAAACAAUUUAAAUCAUAUCAAGAUUUAAACCAAAUCAUUCAACAAGUUUCUAUAUUUAUUGUUGAUCAACAACCAUCAAGUAGAUUUUGGGCUGAUGAUGGAACUAAAAUGCUUUGUAAUUUAGGUACUGACAUGUCCGUUCAAUUAAAGCAACAAUUAGAAGAUAAAAAAAAACGUUAUGCAUUCUUUUUAAAAUGUAUCUCUGAAAAUAACUUGGAAAGAUCGUUAAAUAACGAAACUAAAGAAUCUCUCAGAAAGAAUGAAGUUUUAGUUCGUUUAGCUAUCGAAUUGAGAGAUUAUCAAAAUCAUCAAAUUUCAAAACCAUCUAUUUUACCACAAUUAAUUCAAGACCUAGUUAAAGAAUUAAAUCCAAAUUGGAGCAAUAUGGGCAUGAAUAUCCAUGAAAUCUUUUAUAGCUAUGUUAGUGGUAUCGAUCAAAUUCUCAUCAGUAUCGUUUCAAAAUUACAAGAGCCAUUGCAAAAACCAACAUCACAAAAAGUUCGUAAUCUUUUAGAAGGUUCUGAAAUAUUUUAUAAGGCCAUCGAAAUCAUUCCAGUUGAAUUUUUAAAUUUACCAAUUAUCUCCCAACCAAAUAAAAUAACAGCUCAAACUUUAAUGUUCCAAUUAAUUUCAAAUCUGGUCUCAUUCAUCCAAUCUGAAUUUAAGCAAAACUCUGCAACUUUAAUAAUUUAUAAAAAAGAUUUGGGUAUUUCAGAUAUUGAUAAUUUAUUUUAUAAUUUAUUAUUUAAAAUUACCGAAAAAUAUUUAUAUUCAUUAAAGAUUAAUCAAAAUGAUCAAUUUAAUCAAAUGAAAACAAGAAUUAUUGAACCAUUUAUUUUAUUUGGUAAAUUUGAUGAAGCAAUCAAAUUAGCAAAUCAAUUUGAUGAUUAUCAAAGCUAUAUUGAUGUAUAUAUUGCAGAUGUUAAUAAUAGAGAUAUUCAAAUUAAACAGGUUACAGAUUGUCUAAAGAAGUUUGAAGCCAUGAAUACAUCACUUUCAAAAAUUUAUCAAUAUAUGUUAGAUAAAGAUUUAAAGAGCGAAAUUUUACAACUUCCAUCCGAAUUUAAUGACAGUUUAGCUUUAUUCCUUCAACAAUACUCUGAUUUAUCAUGGAUUCAUGCAAUUAGAAUGAAAAACUAUUCAAAAUCCUCAGAAAUUUUGUAUGGUAAAGCAAACCAAUUAUCAGGAUCAUUUGAAAACCCAUUAAAGGAAAAGAAAAAUUAUCUCAGUGCUGCUAAAAUCGCCUUAUUAGCUUCUUCAAGUGGUCAAUUACAACCAACCCAACAAAAUCAAUUAAAUAUCAUCAAUCAAAAUUUAACUUUGAUUAAAACCCAAAAGUACUUUUUCCCAAAUGCCAAACAAGUCUACACAGCUUCUGAUCUCAUUAAAGAUAUUUUAAAACAGAUAUCCGAAUAUGAAAAUCCUUUAGAAAUUUAUUUAUCUUGCAUCGAUAUCAUUUUAGAAUCAAAUUUAUUAUUAUCUAAAUCUGAUAGUGACAAUUACCUUUUAAAUAUUUUAAAAAUUUCUUUAGAAAAAGAAACAGUAUUUUCUGAAAAAUCAAAAUCAGAUAUUCAAUUAGAUUAUUGUAUUAGAGAUACAGAUUUCUUCAAAGUAAUCGCAUCAGGUUUCCCAAAAGAACUUGCUCAAGCCAAUUUACGUUUAUUAAUCGAAAGCUAUUAUAAUUCAAAAAUAAAUGAAUUUAAUAAUCAACCAGAAAAAAAGAGAGAUUUUGAAAUCUGGAUCACAAGACUUUUAGAGCUUUCAAAAAAUGAAAUUUCAAACUAAAUAAAAUUUUAAUUAAAAUU
Molecule: messenger RNA, 3403 nt
Organism: Dictyostelium purpureum
Lineage: Eukaryota; Evosea; Eumycetozoa; Dictyosteliales; Dictyosteliaceae
Exons: 5
Coding region: 93-3383 (1096 amino acids)
Biological process (GO): poly(A)+ mRNA export from nucleus; transcription-dependent tethering of RNA polymerase II gene DNA at nuclear periphery; protein import into nucleus
Cellular component (GO): nuclear pore outer ring
Molecular function (GO): protein binding; structural constituent of nuclear pore
Source: RefSeq, a predicted model, not a curated record